Haliotis rubra (blacklip abalone) is the source of this 8953-nucleotide messenger RNA. Its product is annotated as protein NO VEIN-like. The record is from RefSeq and is a predicted model, not a curated record. NCBI's taxonomy places the organism in Eukaryota, Metazoa, Mollusca, Gastropoda, Lepetellida, Haliotidae.
CGUGUUCAACUAUGGCGGCAAGAAGAAAUAAACAAAUGCUGCCGUAUAUUUGAAAAUCGGCACGGACACGACUCAUGCAUGACAAGAAUCCUUAUAUUUGCAGAUGACAAUGUUUAGUGUAAAAUCGGAGUUUCAAAAGACAGGGAUGGGAACAAAGUCACUGUCCCCACCCAGUGGAACUUGAAAGAUUUUGUGUGAACAAAAUUUGGAAGAAUGUCUCACCAGUCCGAGAGAGAGCGGCUGAGGAAGGCUGUCCUGGACGUCCUCAGGGACAAUCCACGUGGAAUUAAGAGAGAGCAUUUGUGGAAUUUCACCGCCAAAAAACUUGGAAAGUCACCAAAAGCAAGUGACUAUGGGGUUGGUAAAAUGUCGCAGAUGUUUCCCUUCGUACAACACCUCUACCUGGAAUUCAAGGAAGGGAAAGAUAUCUUCAUCAAACUGAAACCUGUUGGAGCAGAUGCUGAGGUCAUAUCUAGUGAUGAAGAUGACUUUCCAUCUUUGCUGUUGCAUAGUCAAUCAACUAAAGCUAAGCCAAAUAAAUCAACAUCACGAGACACCAAGGGCUCAUCGAGAAAUACCCCCAAACAAGGUACAUCAUCGGAUUCCUUCUUAUCCCUGGAAGUGUCUGGGUCCAGCUGGGCGUCCGAGAGUCACUCCAGGGAGGAAAUGUUGGAGGAGCUGAAAGAUCAACUUGUGAAACUGUUGAAAAAGAAGGGAAGGGUUCAGAAAAUGCAGUUAUGGGGACAUUUUCAGCGAGAAUAUCAUGUUACUCCAAAAGGCUCAGAAUAUGGUGUAAACAAAAUGGCUGAUGUGAUUCAACAGUUCACAGAUGUUAUUGAAGAGCGACGGAUUGAUGGUGAAAAUUAUUUACAGCUCAGGCAAACGAGACCGAAAGUUAAAGACACCAACCUGACAUGGGGCCAGGGUGCAAGAGCCAAGUCAACGCCUGUAGUUGGCAGGACAUCCCAGCAGAGAACAGCACCAGGAAUCGGCAGGACAUCCCAGCAAACAAUCGUGACAUCUUCUGAUGAUUCUUCAGACACUGACAGUGAUUGUGUAGUAGAUGAAAAAAAAACAUUUGUAAGCUCAAAACUGCAUGGAAAGUCUGAAACAGAUUUUAAGGAUGAGUUUAAAGCUGGAACAGCAGAUACAGUCAAGCAGGAUGCGGGGGAAUCUUCUUGGUCAGCCGUUACAAGUGCAGCCUGGUUCCCGCACUCAGGCCAUAAGGCCACCACAACCAAUCCAGCCUCUCAUGCAAGGAGCCUUUGCCUUCUUCCAACCUGUAGUUCCAGCUCCGCUCCACCAACGGAUGGCUCCUGCACAUCAUCAUCAGAUGAGUCCACCUGUUGCUGCUGCUGCACAGGGCAUGUCCAGGCAUCCAGCUCCUCACACCUCCAGGUCCAGUUCCGGAGAGAUGAAGAUUCUUUGGCGAAGACAGGGCUCUGCAGCACGAUCUCCAAAGCCCGGACAUCAGCCAGACUUGAGAGGAGAGAGAUCAAUGUUGCUCCAGUUCCUUACAGUAGAGGUCUGCCAUCAAAGGAUCAGAUUGACGCUGUUGCCAAAGAUUGUAUUACAAUCCUAGCUGACGCCAAUGAGCACGCGUCAGUUGAGAGGAUUGAGAAGCUGCUUUGCCAGCGGUUCAAUAUCAGGUCGAUUCGUGACCUUGGUUGUGUUCGCCAUGUGGACCAGAUCAGUACUGUCAAUGAACAUGCUCGCCUCCUUUGUAAAGUGAACAUAUACGUUCAAGCUUUUGUCAAAGCAAGAUCUGUCUGCACUAUGUUUGAACUAUCAGAGUGUCUGAGGGAAUUCACCAAAGACCGGGAUGACUUCGAGUCCCUGAAGCUUGGCCCCCUGCAACGCCUACCAGUCGUGUACGACAUGUUCAAGUUCCCGUGUGAUGAGGAGAUCCCUGAAAUAACCACCAUGGACCUGCUGGAGCACCUGCGUGACUACCUGUCGAAGAACAACAAGUGGAUGGAGCGUGUGGAGAUGGAGCCGGUGAUGAGCUACAUGGUGGAGGCCUACAGCUCCGACACUGCGUACCAGCUCGGCAUCAGAAUACGCAGCCUGCCCCUGGCUGUGCAGAUGUUGAAGAAGUCGCAGCGUGACGCAGCCAAUACCAGGCGGACUGUGACAGAAUCCUUCAAGGACAGCUUCAAGAAGGAACUGGCAGCAGCAUUCAAGAAGUUCCAGGCUGCCAUUCUUCAAACAGGAGAGGAUGGAGAGUCCGAGGUCCGCUCCCACUAUCUCCGACUCAAACCUGAAAUAGCCAUCAUGGAGAUGUUCCAGAAGUUUCAACUGUUGCUGUCCAUCGACCAGCCAGAGAACAGGGCUCAGAUGAAGCGACAUCGCCAACUGGAGUCGGCCAUCAAUGGUUUCCUGUUGACAAUGCGUGACGACCAAAUGGCAUGCUCUCUACUUCAUCUUGCGAUAUGUAUCGGAAACACGACACUAGAGGAGUCCGCCAUGGAACUAUUUGCGCCUCCAUCUCCUCCAAGUCAGGAGAAUGCAGCAAGGGAAAGCAACUCUGCCCCAAGACAGCCACCAUCAAAUGCUGCUGUGUUGGACAACUUGAAGAAGUACAUCGAACGCUGCCUGGCUCAGGGUUCCCUGAGUCUUGCUCAUCUUGAUCGGAUCGAGGAGAAGCUCCUCGAAGAUUUUGGAUAUCCUGAUUUCAGGAUGAUGGGCUUUGGCCGAUUCCUCCACUUUCUGAUGACAGAUCCAACUGCUAAAGCUAGGUGGUGGACAUGGCAGAGCCCCUGGCCUGGGAGUCACUGGGACAUGGUGUUCCUGCCCCAGCUCGGCAAACUGAAAGACUUCAUCCACAAGUAUGGUGGCAUCACGUCUCUCAUGACAGAAGGUGGCACUAAGAAGGUCACAACUGAUGUCGCUUGCCAUGGAGACCCAUCAGACACCAGGUGGACCCCCACAGGCUCGAUCGGUCCCAACCCGGCAGUCAUGUUUGUCAUGGAGUGUCUGGUGAAGCUGCCACUCAGACUGUCUGUUGCCCUUGCCAACCAGAUCUUCCUGGAACCGCUGGGUCAGGUCGUCGGUACCACUAAGUCCAAAUUACUUCUAUUGUCGGCUUGUCACAAUGACAGUCGGAGGGUCCAGCAGCUGGAGAAGCUGGGAUGUCUUCUGGGGGUCCAGGAGUGGACGGUCACUCUCACCAACAAGUGUCUGCCACCCCCAGAUGCCAUCACGGAAGUCUUCUCGGCUGCCGACAUCAAGGACCUGAGGGAGCAAGGGGAGGAGCUGAUUGUGGAGAGUGAGUCAGAGGAAGAGUCUGAGUCAGAGGAAGAGUCAGACGACCUGGACUCCAUCUUGUCUGAUGACGACCAGGAGGAGCCAGCUGCCAGGAAGAACACAGAGGAGGGGAGCACGGUCAGGACGGACCUGGAGGUGAAGCUCGGGGAGGAGGCGGUCAUGAUGGAUGGUGGCAGGGAAGACAAGAAGAAGGGAAGCUCCUCAGAUUCAUCAGAUGAGGAAGAAGAAGAGGAUAAGCUGGAGGAAGAGCAGACAGCAGAAAAUGACAAGGAACCAAAGUUGAACAAAUACCAGCUGAUUAUUGAGCAAAUCCGACGCGAGGAGUUCGGCAUCGGUGUGGAACUGAACGAAGAUGGACAGCGGCUGAUGAGGGUGCAGCAGGAGCGUCUAGGGCGGAGUUUGGACCGACUGUCUCGGGAUCUGUACAGCAAGGACACGCACUUUGUGCUGGAGCUGGUGCAGAACGCAGAUGACAAUGCCUACCCAGACAACAUCCAGAACAAUGAGAACGAUGAGUGUCCCUCGGUGAAGUUUCGAAUUGACUCCGAUGGGGUGAUGGUCCAGAACAAUGAGAAUGGUUUUCGAGAGAAAGAUAUCCGAGCUCUCUGUGACGUGGGCAGGAGCACCAAGGGAAAACACAAGUUUGGGUACAUCGGACAGAAAGGAAUUGGCUUCAAAUCAGUGUUCCGGGUAACAGAUUGCCCUCAUGUUCACUCCAAUGGCUUCCACAUUAAGUUUGAUGUGAAGAGCGGACCCACUGGCUACAUCCUGCCUCACUGGGUGGACGAAGAACACGCUCAGGAUAAAGGCUGGACUACUCACAUCUAUCUGCCUCUGAAGGAAGAGAUGAGUCUGCAGACAAGGUCACUCGCUGCCAGGUUCAAUGACAUCCACCCGUCCCUGCUGCUGUUCCUGCAUCGACUAAGGCAGAUAACCCUGGAGAACUUGAUUGAAUGCAAUGUCGUGACGAUGCGGCGUCGGGAUCUCGGGGAAGGUGUCAUCGAGAUCGACCAUGGAACCAAGGUUGACAGAUGGCUGGUUAUUAGGAAGCUGUUGGAUGCAUCGUCCAUCUCAGUACAGGCCAAGUCUGGUGUAGACGUGGAGUCCACUGAGAUAGCUCUUGCAUUCCCUCUCAACCACAAGGAUCAGAAGGUGAACGUUCAUGUCCUCCCAAACAAGCAGCCCGUCUUUGCCUUCCUGCCCCUUCGUAGCUACGGCUUCAGGUUCAUCAUUCAAGGUGACUUUGAUGUGCCAUCCAGUCGUGAGGACGUUGAUCGUGACAGUCCAUGGAACCAGUGGUUGAGAAAUGAAAUCCACACCCUGUUCAUCGAGGCGCUGCAUGUCUUCAAGUCUCACCCAGACUUCAGCAACAUGGAAGCACUUGCUGCCUACCUUCAGUUUGUGCCCAUGGAGGAUGAAAUUCUUGACUUCUUCCGUCCCGUCGCCACCCAGAUCCUGGGGAAACUCCGGGCUAAGGAGUGCCUGCCUGUACAGACCAGCAAGAAAGGAUCUGUACAAUUGAAGAUCCCGUCCCAGACAGUGAUUGUGCGCGACACCCUUGUGAAGGAAGUUAUCUCCCCUGACCUACUACAGAAGAAUCUGAACCUCUACUAUCUGCACGCUGAUGUGGCCAUGACUUUAACCCCUGCCCUGGCUCAGAGCCUCGGUGUGGAAAGCAUCACUGUCGACCAUCUGCUGCAGAUCGGCAAGUCUCUGGCGCUCUCAUGGGAUACUCAAACGAUUGACAGUGCAGAGAAGGUGGUGACGGUGGCGAAGUGGCUCGCCUGUGUGUAUCGUAGUCUGGACGAAUUCCAGGAGAAUGACCAGGUGUUUCAAAACCUCAAAACAACCCGCAUCAUCCCCCUGUCCACUGGUCAGCUGGUGUGUCUAGCUGAGGUGACCGUGUUCUUGCCACCUGUUGACUCAAAACAAACAUCACAAACUCCGCAGUUCGGCAGAAGAGAUCCCUUAUCGGAGUUGCACCGUGACCUCUGCAUGGUGCACCCUGGACUCGUCACGACAUCUGACAAUGAGGUCAACUCUCAGGUCCAGAAAAUUCUCCAGCGUGUGGGAGUGAAGCAGUUGUCUCCCCGUGAUAUCAUUCACCAUCAUAUAUUGCCAACUCUCAAGUCUGAGGCAUGGCAGACCAAGUCCCGAGAUAUCCUCAUCAGUUACCUACUCUUCAUCAAGUCCCAGAGCGAGCUGCAGCCAUCAUUGAUCAACAUGGCGGAACUGAAAUCUGUGGCCCGUGUUGUCACCAACUCCGGCCUGAAGAAGCCAGCAGAUGAGGCUGUGCACUUCACACCAGCCUACGGGAACAAGAUUGAUCUGCAGCAACAGUUGCGAGGCUAUGACUGGGUGCUGCUGGAUGCUGUCUACCUGAACCAGGCUGUGAGUCCACAUGAUGUCCGCCAGUGGCAUGACUUCUUCCUGCAGCUUGGUGUCACAGACUUCCUCAACAUCACAGUCACAGAUGUGCACCUUGACCGGGAGUCCAUGAUGGACACAGCUUGGGCUCCUCUCCGAGACAUGUGGCCUGAAUCCAGCACCGGGUACUACAUUGCAGACUUCUCAUGUCAGGAAUUUACUGAUUUGGUCACCGACAACAAGUGCCCGGAUCUCCACAAGGAACAGAUGAAGACAUUGUUUGAAAUCCUUGACAGAGACUGGAAUGCCAAAUACUCCAAGUACCAGAAUGUUCAGGUGAAAGAUGGUAAUGGUCAAGUUCUGCGAGAGGCAGAGUCCUCUUUCUGCAUGAACUUGACGACUCUGAACUGGAUUCCGGGAUUACAGCUGUCCUUGGAACAGAUCCCAGGGUCUGGGCUGCGGAUGCAGGAGCAGGUGGUCCUCAUGCAGCCGUCCCUGCUCUAUGUGCGGGCUCCCAAGCUGCAGCAGAUCCUUGGCCACACUGUGUACUACCUGGCAGUCACAGCCAGCCCACAGAGCUCCUUCACCAAGUACCUGCGUAUCAAGAACACUGUAGAAAUCUCCACGGUCAAGGACAUGCUAAUUGAGUGGGGCAAGCGAGACGAAGGUUCUGACAGUCCAAGGAAGUUCCGGUCGUGUCUGGCUCACCUGAAAGCUGUCUACCGCUAUCUUGGUGACAACCUUGGUGGCAAGGACCAUCAGGAUCUGUAUCACGACAACCCUGUGAUCUUCGUGCCGGAGGCCAGGGAUCAGGAUGGCAAUGAUCAGAACUUCCUUGAGGGAAUGAUGCUGAACCGUGCUGAAGUCUGGUGGACAGAUCGAUCUGGUCUCUUCCACAGAUACCAUGACCUGUUGGUUGACUAUCACUCAGAUCUUGCCAAAAGGUACUUUAUAUGCCAUCUCUACGCAGAUUUAGAAGAUCAGUUUAUGAGGGGUGCCAGAAUUGAGGUGGGUCCAUGUCUGAAGGACUUUGCGGACCUCCUCCUUCUUAUGGCAACUGUGAAUUCACCAAGUAACAGGGUUGUGUUCUCAGACACUUUGACCAUAUUUGCCUUCAUAGGAAAAAAGGCAUUCAGAGUCAAGCAUGAACAAGCAUCGUCAGGGGAACUACCGCUCGUGAAGCAAGAGGUUGAAGGGGCGAUUAAGAAACUGAAAAAACAGAAGAUAUUUCCUACCAAGAAGGAUAUUUGGGUGAGUGUAGAUGAUAACCCAAUGAUAGCUGACAGUCAAGAACUAGAGAAGAUGUUUGCUGAGGAGAAGAAUGUCCAUUUUCUGAAGCUGGAGGAACCGCGGAACCCUGGCAGUAGGAAGAUGAAGAUUAAGUAUGGCAGAGAUCAGCCAAAACAUGACCCUGAUGCCAUCUCAGCAUUUGUGGGACUGUUCAAGAUAGCGACGUUGAGUUCAUGUGUGCACGCGGAGGAGAUCACGGAGAUGAUGGCGCAGUGUCCGCAGCUGCAGUGGUACGCCCACCAGGUGGUGCCCCACAUACAGGCUUACCUGUACUACUACCAAGAGGACGUCUACAAGGACCUAGUGGAACAGAGAGAUGUUGUCAGCAAGCUCAAGAUUAUCAGCUUCAACCAGGUGAGCAAGCUGCAGGUGAUCUACACAUUGACCAAUAACCCUGAACCACGUGUGAUCCGCCCCGAGAGGUGUAUCCAGACCGGGAACCAGUUCUUCUUCCAGACCAGUCAGGUUGACUCACACGCAGAUGUCAAUCGUGAGAUUGCCAAGUACUUCUCCUGUGGAGACGAAGAGUGUCUCAAGUACUUGAGGGACAUUCUCCGAGAUCUGAGGCCUGUCCUGGAUCAUCCUGAAGGCAUCAAGGAAGUGCUGGAACAGUAUGAGGUGGACCCUCUGCCAGAAGACGAGGCGGUGUGGGAGGUGACACCACCUAUCAUUCCAGACCCAAUCCGACCACCCAGUAGACAGGAAGCUGUUGAGCGACCAAGUGAUGGUAAAAUGUGGCCUCCUCCCAGGCCUCCAGAAUAUCAUCAGCAGGUUCGUGACCUUCCGUCCAACAUCAAGGUCAUUCGUCAAUCUGAUGCUUCGCAGUCAGAGACAUCAAGCAAUAGAGGCGAAGAUGGGCAGACCACUAAGCUGAAGACAGGGGAGACAAUCCUAAUAAAGGAAGGAGGGGGAACCAGUGCUAAACGAGAUGUCCGAGAAGGACAGACAGGUGGAGAGAGUGUUAGAAGGGAGAUAAGUCGCGAGGAUGGAGGUAUUCAUGUGGUUACUUCAUCAGGGUCGGUGAAACGUAAACUGUCAGAUCACGAGGUCUCCAUGGAAGCCAAGAGACCAUCUCCAGUCGGGGCUACAAGUCCCCACAACAUGAGCCAAGAAGAGGCCGAUGCAGACUCUAAGGACAGACCUUCCGAGUCUCCCACUGCAGACCAAGAGCAGACAACCCCAGGAAGUAAACGCCGACACCAGCACAGUGAGAGUGAGGUGGCCUCAAGCCCAAAGAAACCUGUCUUCUUUAAACCUGGUGACCCGACGUGGAGUGAGUCUGCCAGUGAGUUGGUGUACGAGGAACUGGUGCCUGGUGAUGACCUCCAGAUGCCCGACGCCCUUGUCUUGGAGGAGGACCGGACGGACAUGUCUGCCGUUGGCCGUUGGGGAGAGACACUGGUCCAUAAUUAUCUUCUCCAACAGAUGACGCUCAACAAGGACAUUGUGGAUGUCCGAUGGGUGAAUGAAACAGAAGAAUCAGGAUUGCCAUAUGACUUUGAAAUAACUUGUCUGGAUGAUGAAAGUCCUGAAUCCCGAUCAGUGUACAUCGAGGUAAAGAGUACUCUGAAGGAUGAGAAGAAACACUUCGACAUUUCUUCCCGGGAGGUCAACUUUGCACAUGCUCAGAAGGAGCAGUAUCAGAUUUACCGGGUGUUCAAUACAGGCAACUCACAGAAUGUGAAGCUUCUCCGUAUCGACAACAUCGCCCUCAAGAUGGACCAAGGCAGACUGAAACUCUUCAUGUACAUCUAAACUUUGAUGUGUCAUUCAUGUAGAUCUAAACUUUGAUGUGUCAUUCAUGUAUAUAUAAACUUUGAUGUGUUAUUCAUGUAGAUCUAAACAUGUGUCAUUCAUGCACAUCUAAACUUUGAUGUGUUAUUCAUGUAGAUCUAGGGCAGUGGGGUAGCCUAGUGCUUAGAGCGUUGGCUCGUCACGCCGAAGGCCCGGGUUCGAUUCCCCACAUGGGCACAAUGUGUUAAGCCCAUUUCUGGUGUCCCCUGCCGUGAUAUUGCUGGAAUAUUGCUAA